Rotaria sordida is the source of this 489-nucleotide messenger RNA. The record is from the annotation of a GenBank genome assembly. Lineage: Eukaryota; Metazoa; Rotifera; Eurotatoria; Philodinida; Philodinidae.
AUGAAUUCAUAUCAUCUAGUCAAACCAUUUCCUUUUUUAUUAUCGAUUAUUCGAUAUAAUCAUCGUACAGUUCCCUAUCCUGAUAUAACACAUCCUGAACAAACAAUUCAUAUACCUGAAACUCAUGAAGAAAAACUUGCAUUACCAUUAGAACGACCACGUUUUAUUGAUGAAUAUUCAUUAGAAGGACCACCUUAUGGACGUGUUUAUGAAAAAAUUCCAUUUAAAUAUCGUGUUGAAAAAGGUCGAGCGUAUUUAUAUUGUGCAUGUGGUUGGGCACAUACACAACCAUUUUGUGAUGGAAUGUGUAAAUAUGUAUGGGGAAAUCAUGAUGUACGACGGAAUCCAAAAUUUCGACCAAUAAAAUAUGUUGCAGAAGAAACAAAAGAUGUUUGGUGGUGUAAUUGUAAACAAGCAAAAAAAAGACCUUUUUGUGAUGGAACACAUAAAUCAGAUUUUGUACAAAAACAAAAGGCUGUUAAAAAUUAA